AUCUUUUUUUCUUGCUCCCGCUAUCGCUAUUUAUACGGCCCAUUCCCCGCCAUCCGUUGCGUGGCUCCAUCAUCCCUCUCGAGCUCCUCACAUCCCCGCUACAGCUCCUUCGCCCUCACUCACCAUGACCCAGCUGAACAACAAGCCCAAGGCCCUUAAGCCCUUCCACUCCGGCGACAUCAAGAUCCUCCUCCUCGAGGGCGUCAACAAGACCGGUAUCGACAUUCUCACCAAGGCUGGAUUCCAGGUCGAGGCCCACGCCAAGGCGCUGCCCAAGGAUGUUCUGCUCGAAAAGAUCAAGGAUGUCCAUGCCGUCGGCAUUCGAUCCAAGACCCAGCUGACCGCCGAGGUUCUCGCUGCUGCCAAGAAGCUCCGCGUCAUUGGCUGCUUCUGCAUCGGCACCAACCAAGUCGACCUCGAAUACGCUGCCAACCACGGUAUUGCUGUUUUCAACUCUCCUUUCAGCAACAGCAGAAGUGUUGCCGAGCUUGUCAUUGCCGAGAUUGUCGCCCUGGCUCGCCAGCUUGGCGAUCGCAGCAACGAAAUUCACCAGGGCAUCUGGAACAAGGUUUCCAAGAACUGCUACGAGAUCCGCGGAAAGAAGCUCGGCAUUGUCGGCUAUGGUCACAUCGGCAGCCAGCUCUCGGUUCUGGCCGACGCCAUGGGCAUGCAGGUCUUCUUCUACGACGUCAUCCAGGCCAUGCCUCUCGGCACCGCCAAGGCCGUCGAGUCGCUGCCCCAGCUGCUCUCCACCUGCGACUUUGUCACCCUGCACGUCCCCGAAACCCCCGAGACCAAGAACAUGAUUGGUGCCCACGAGCUCUCUCUGAUGCAGAAGGGCAGCUACCUGAUCAACGCCUCCCGUGGCACCGUCGUUGACAUCCCCGCCCUGGCCGCCGCCCUGAAGAGCGGACAUCUGGCUGGUGCUGCCGUCGAUGUCUACCCCUCGGAGCCCUUUGCCAACGGCCCCGGCUUCCUCACCGAGCUCCAGGGCUGCCCCAACACCAUCCUCACCCCCCACAUCGGCGGCUCCACCGAAGAGGCCCAGUCCGCCAUCGGUGUCGAGGUCGGCACUGCUGUCUCCCGAUACAUCUGCACCGGCGCCACCCUCGGUGCCGUCAACUUCCCCGAAGUCGAUCUCCGCAUGCCCACCUCGGAUUCGAAGAGCGUUCGCAUCAUCAACUGCCAUCAGAACGUCCCCGGUGUGCUCAAGCAAAUCAACAAGAUCCUCUCCAACUACAACAUUGAGAAGCAGAUUUGCGACUCCCGCGGCACUGUCGGCUACUUCCUGGCCGAUAUCAGCGUCGAGAACGAACAAGAGAUCGAAGCCGUGAACAAUGCCAUCGCCAGCAUACCCGAGAACCUCUUCACCCGCUCCUUGUGGUAAACAGCAGCGACACAUUCGGCGUGAAACACUCAAGAUUUUUGUCCUGUGUUUUCUAGAGCACGCACGCAGUCCGCUGCUGUUGCCAUCAUGCUGGAGGCAGCGACGGGCGGCUUGUAACUACUAUCUAUCCCUUCGUUACUUGUUUUCUUUUGGAGUGCGUGCAUUCCCCCAACCACCACUGCCUUGCCUUAUGUGUUUGUAUUUUGCUCCCUAACUUCUCCCCAUCCUUUUUCUCAACCGAAACGCCCUCACGAACAUUGAUAUUCUUCUCACCGCCAAUAAAAAGCCUUGAACGGUCGCAUACAUCAUACCGCU
Polychytrium aggregatum is the source of this 1702-nucleotide messenger RNA. RefSeq lists its product as uncharacterized. Lineage: Eukaryota; Fungi; Chytridiomycota; Chytridiomycetes; Polychytriales. The record is from RefSeq and is a predicted model, not a curated record. The transcript has 9 exons. Gene Ontology annotation, molecular function: oxidoreductase activity, acting on the CH-OH group of donors, NAD or NADP as acceptor; NAD binding. Bases 125 to 1387 code for a protein of 420 amino acids.